This is a messenger RNA of Mizuhopecten yessoensis (Yesso scallop), 1847 nucleotides long. Its product is annotated as paired box protein Pax-6-like. Gene Ontology annotation, biological process: anatomical structure development; regulation of transcription by RNA polymerase II. The record is from RefSeq and is a predicted model, not a curated record. The coding region runs from base 37 to 1131 and encodes 364 amino acids. NCBI's taxonomy places the organism in Eukaryota, Metazoa, Mollusca, Bivalvia, Pectinida, Pectinidae. The transcript has 6 exons. Gene Ontology annotation, molecular function: DNA-binding transcription factor activity, RNA polymerase II-specific; RNA polymerase II cis-regulatory region sequence-specific DNA binding.
AACAAGACAAUUCGACAGAAAACAAAAACAAGAAAGAUGAACAUGUUUCCCCAGUUGGCGUUUCCGAUGUUCCCUCUGAUGAAGAGUUUUGACCCAACCCAAUCUCUCCUCCGGCCUGUCAAUCUGUCGUCCCAGGCGUCACAGAUCAAAGUUCACCCAUCAAAGACGACGAAUCCACAUCUACACAAUAUUCUGGCACCGUAUUGUGAUCCGAUGCUAAAUCUACGUCGACCGUCUACGAUAGGCGGCAGUAAACCGAAGGUGGCGACCCCUAGCGUCGUAACUAAGAUUGAACAGUAUAAGCAAGAGAACCCAACCAUAUUUGCCUGGGAGAUCCGAGAUAAGCUUCUCGCUUCAGGCAUUUGCACUCAGUGCAACCUUCCAAGUGUCAGCUCCAUCAACCGGAUAUUGCGUAACAGAGCAGCAGAACGAGCUGCAAUGGAGUAUGCGCGGUUCUUCAGUAGAUCUCUGUAUCCGGUUCCGUAUCCUCCGAUGUGGGGUAUUCCAGCUCAGUCAUUGGAUGUUCGGGAUACCUCCCCAAGAGUCCCUGUGAUACAGACACAAUCAGAAGCGGAAAACAGCGACCACGAUACAGAAAAAGAUGAUCCGGAUAUUGACGUUGAGGAGAAUUCGUCGGACCACGCGGAAGACCUGGAUGACGUCAACUCCCAGCCCCAGAAGUUGCGACGUAACAGGACGACGUUUUCGUCAGAGCAGCUGGACGUCCUCGAGCGGGAGUUCCAGAAGACGCACUACCCUGGCGUCACGACACGUGAAGAUCUGGCUAAGAAAACGGGCCUUUCAGAGGCAAGAGUACAGGUUUGGUUUUCGAAUAGAAGAGCCAAAUGGAGACGGAAUCAACGUUUGACUUUUCUACAAAACACGACACGUGCCCUGCUGACGUCAUACCAUCCUCUCAAUCUCACUACCUCAUCAUCUGUUACCAAGACAAACUCAGAGGACUUAAACUCUUUCUCAACCCUGCACAAACCGGAAGUAGAUGAUCAUGACGCAAACAGGAAGUCUCCUGUUGCUAAAAUUGGAAGUGAAGACUCUGCUUUCACGCGCGUGCCGAGUGUUGUGGUUUACAAUGAGACCAAAAUGGAAUUGGAAACGGAAACGGAGAUUUAAAAAGGAAGAAUUGACGUUGUUCAAACAAUAUUGUUUUCUUCAAGAAGUCCCUCGUGAUCUCAAGAGGGGUCUAUUAAAGGCAGUAUAACUGCAAGAAAGAGAAAAGCUGUAUUUUAAGUGUAUAAAAUCGUUUUGUAUUGGCAAAGUUUAAUAUAUUGCUUAGUAUGUGUCCGGAUAGCAACUUUGUGCACAUUCCAUCUUGAACUAAGAAGUGUUUUUGUAUAUUUUGACAGAUUUUACAAGUUGAGCGAGUGCAUUUAUCUUUCACAAAUAGAGAUCGGCUCUACCUGGAGCGGCUGCUAGCUAUUCUGAGAUCUUCUUCUUCUCUUCUUUUCUUCUGAAGUUCUGUCCGUCCAUUAUUGAGCGAGAUGCGUCACCAUUAAAUACCCUUGCAUACUAAAGCUAUAUUACAUACCCAAAGAUAAUUUUUAUACCAACUGAUAUUUUUGAAUAUGCAAAAUUCGAUUUCUGCAAAACAAGAAACCCUGUUGCAUAUGAAAAAUCGAUGUUUGGGUACGCAAAAAAUCAAAAUCGUCAUCGGGUAUUUUGUGUGAGCAAAACAUAUUUAAUUGUGACGUUUCUACCGUAGCAUAAUCCAUGACAUAUUCUGCACGUGAUUGCUCUUUUGUAGAUGACUUAAGGCAAAUGGGAAAUGAUUGAAAUGAAAAUCAUUUAUAAUGUAUAUAUACAAUGUAAAUAAAGGUAUGAAUUUACUA